Messenger RNA from Microplitis mediator, 2454 nucleotides. RefSeq names its product carboxypeptidase M. NCBI's taxonomy places the organism in Eukaryota, Metazoa, Arthropoda, Insecta, Hymenoptera, Braconidae. The record is from RefSeq and is a predicted model, not a curated record. Gene Ontology annotation, biological process: proteolysis. Bases 363 to 2048 code for a protein of 561 amino acids. The transcript is spliced from 11 exons. Gene Ontology annotation, molecular function: zinc ion binding; metallocarboxypeptidase activity. Gene Ontology annotation, cellular component: cell surface.
GUGUGUGCUGUAGGAGGAGAAAAGGUGGAUCUUGUUCUCGUGAAUACGUACAACAGUAGUAUCGUCGCGAGGCGCGCGGCAUCAUCCGUUAUACUCUAUUUAGUAUCUUCGUAUUACUUUUUACUUUUAUCAUUAUUUAUUAUUUAUUUAGUCGCGAUCUCACUGUCGAUUGAAUCGCAUCCGUCCAUUCGCGCGUGUUCUCAUUUUUUAUCAUUUUAUUUUUUUUUAAAUUUCGAUUUAUUGCCGCCGGCGCAAACCGGUAAAAAUAUAAAACUGCAAGAUAAAUUUUUAAGUUUUAUAAUUAGGAUAAGUGGCUUUUAAUUAAACGUCAAAAUUUUCCAUCAGAUUUUGGAGACAUUAAAAUGAUUUUCCAAAGUGUUUUUAUUUUGGCAACGGCAUUGACGUCAAUAAAUUCAGUGUCAGUUGGUCCAGAACAGUCGAGUGAUGGAGAAUUGCCACGACAUUAUGAUUCGCGUUAUUCAAUAUUCGACAAACCAUAUACUGUUGACUUCAAAUAUCACAAUUUUGAUAAAAUGAGCCGUUUUCUACGAGCUACAUCUUUACGCUUUCAAAAUCUCACUGCCCUUUAUUCUAUUGGAAAAUCUGUAAAAGGACGUGAUUUAUGGGUAAUGGUCGUAUCUUCUUCACCGUAUGAACACAUGAUAGGUAAACCUGAUGUCAAGUAUGUCGCUAAUAUUCACGGUAAUGAAGCUGUUGGACGUGAAUUAAUGUUACAUCUUAUUCACUAUUUAGUGACAAAGUAUGGAUCAGAUCCAUACAUAACAUGGCUACUAGACAAUACAAGAAUUCACAUUCUUCCGUCCAUGAAUCCAGAUGGUUUUGAAGUUUCCAAAGAAGGCUUUUGUGAAGGCAGUCAGGGCAGAUAUAACGCACGUGGGUUUGACUUGAAUCGUAAUUUCCCGGACUACUUCAAGCAGAAUAACAAGAAAACCCAACCAGAAACCGAGGCUGUGAGAGAAUGGGUGUCGAAAAUCCAAUUUGUAUUAUCUGGAAGUUUACACGGGGGUGCUCUUGUGGCCAGUUAUCCAUUCGAUAACACCCCGAACGCGCGAUUAUGUCGAUCGGCUCCAUUGUGCGCAAUGUUCCAGAGUUAUUCAUCGACCCCAAGCAUUUCACCUGACGAUGAUGUAUUCCGUCAUUUAUCGUUAACGUACUCACAGAAUCACGGAUCGAUGCACCGGGGUGAGGCAUGUUCGCCAUCUCAACCUGGUUUCAAAAACGGAAUAACAAAUGGCGCUGAAUGGUACCCGCUAACUGGUGGCAUGCAAGAUUUCAAUUACGUUUGGAACGGAUGUAUGGAGAUAACAUUCGAGUUGUCUUGUUGUAAAUAUCCGCCAGCUGAAGACCUUAAACACUAUUGGGAUGAAAAUCGUGUUUCCCUCAUUAAAUUUUUGGCAGAAGCACACCGGGGUGUGCAUGGAUUCGUAGUUGAUGAAAAUGGAAACCCUAUUGAGAGAGCGUCUGUCAAAGUCAAAGGACGAGAUGUCAGUUUCUUGACAACAAAAUACGGAGAAUUUUGGAGAAUUCUCAUGCCUGGAAUUUACAAACUUGAAGUUUACGCUAAUGGUUACGCUCCUCGUGAAAAAGAUUUUGUGGUCAUUGAACAACAUCCUACUCUUCUUAACGUCACAUUACCCAGCACCAAGAGAUGGAAACUUAACAAAGAUGAUGGUGACGGUAAUAAUAAUAAUGACGAUGAUGACGGUAAUGGUGAGGGUAACCGAGAUAUUAAUGAUUGGAAUCAGAGCAAAUUGCGGGCGACAGAUAAAACAAAAACGACUGGCGACCAAUGGCGAAUAUCUAAACCUGCCCGGCCCCUGGAUUACAAGCUCCCGAGACAAGACGACGGCGUUGAUGGACACUUCGGAGGCAACGGAGGCGCAGUACGUCCUUAUCCUCACCGCGACUACACACUUCACAUCCGGCCAAGUGGAUCGACUUAUUCCCCGGUCUCUGAAUCAAACAACGGAAUCUUUUCAUCAAUCAGCAACGGUUUUAAUUCACUCGUGAGUAAUCUGUUUGGCUGAUCGUCUGCCUAUCGACCGGCGACACGAAACGUCGCUCUCCUCAUCAUCCUCCUCUCGCUAUUACGGUAUUUGGGAAACCGCGAGCUUUUAAGACUCAUCGGGAUUAUUCUCGCCACUGGUAACUACAAUACGUGACCUUCUGACAUCGCGAGUGUUAAUUAAUUUUAAAAAUUAUUAUUUAUUUAUUUAUUUAUUAUUAUUAAUCAUCAAACAGUUUAAUAAAAACUGGUGAGGAGUUUUACUGAUUAAAUACAUUUACUAAAAUUAUAAAAGACUUUUUUUUAAAUUUUACUAUUGUGUACAAUUAACUAUUUAUUGAUAUUAAAACAUUUAGCAUUACAAUUACUGAUAUAAUACCUCGUAAAUUAUUUUAAAAUUUUAAAUAGUAAUGGAUUUUUAAAAAAAU